Aspergillus tanneri is the source of this 525-nucleotide messenger RNA. Its product is annotated as MARVEL domain-containing protein. Gene Ontology annotation, biological process: eisosome assembly; protein localization to plasma membrane. Gene Ontology annotation, cellular component: plasma membrane; eisosome. Bases 1 to 525 code for a protein of 174 amino acids. The record is from RefSeq and is a predicted model, not a curated record. The transcript is spliced from 3 exons. NCBI's taxonomy places the organism in Eukaryota, Fungi, Ascomycota, Eurotiomycetes, Eurotiales, Aspergillaceae.
AUGCAGGUCAUCACUGUUGUUGUGCGUGUAUUCCAGAUUAUCUUUGCCACUAUUGUCCUCGGGUUGUCCGUGACGCUCGCAAAGGGUCAAGCCAUUGGCUCCGCGCCCGCCAUAACAGGAUACGCUGGAUUCACAGGAGCCCUGGGGAUUGUGGCUUCACUAGUUGGCAUCGCUGCUUUAUUUGUGUCUUCCCUGGACGGCCUAAUCACUUGGAUCUUGGAUGGGCUGGCCAGCCUUGCUUUCCUGGCUGGUGGGAUUGCCUUCGCAGUCAUCCUCAAGGGAACCAACUGUGAAGACAAGUAUACCAUCUGGAACAACCAGAUCCUCAGUGGCGGCUGCGUCACUGUCAAAGACGAACAGAGAUGCUACAACAAUGACCAUCCAAAUAAUCUCAAGAGCCGAUGUACCUCCGCCAAGGCAGACUCAGCCUUUAUGUUUAUCGACUUUGCGUUCUCUUUGGCGGUCAUCGGGUGUUCAUUUUUUCUCUCUGGACGAAGAGGAGUGGGUAGAUCGAAUGUGGUUUAA